AUGCAAGCAUCUGCACAAAAUGGGGACCAUGCUGCUACCCUUCCGCAUCAUGAGCCGCCUCCGCCAACCGCCCCCAUAGAUACUACGACCGCCGCUGGGCGUAUACCUCGCGAGCGCACCGAUUCCCAAUCCACCACCGCCACCACUUCCACCCGACCCACUGCCCGAGUCACUCGCUCAAGCAUGGUCUUCAUUAUCAAAGCCUUGGAAGACAUUGCCAAUUCGAAAGAUGCGAAGAAGCGGAAAGCUCUGGGCGAUGCCGCGCAAAGAGCACUCCAGGCGAUAAAUGGGGCGCAGGGCGAUACAUUUCAGAUCGACCCCGAGAUCAUCUUCGAACCGCUGAGCCUGGCGACAGAGGCGACAACUGUCUCUGUGGUUACGGCUGCGUUGGACUGCAUCGGAACACUGAUCAGCUAUUCCUACUUCUCCCUCCCUGCCCCAUCGGACCCUGCCGCUGGCGCAUCUCCUCCCGAGAAACCACCUCUUAUCGACCGCGCAAUCGACACAAUAUGUGACUGCUUCCAGGGCGAGGCCACACCGAACGAAGUCCAGAUGCAGAUCCUGAAGAGUCUGCUGGCUGCUAUCCUCAAUGACAAGAUUGUGGUUCACGGCGCGGGUUUGCUCAAGAGCGUUCGUCUGCCAUACAAUAUUUUCUUGUUGAGCAAGAGCAGUGCGAAUCAACAGAUUGCUCAAGGGACGCUGACCCAGAUGGUGGGAACGGUGUUUGAGCGGGUCAGUGCACGGUUACGAGCGCGCGCCAUACGAGCGCAGUCGAAGACCAGUCUAGAGAACGUGUCUGCGGAGCCGAAGGCGAAUGGAGAUGCAUUGCAUGCAUCAGCCGGGGAUGAUACACCCACAGCAUCCACUCCCGCGACGGAAGCAGAAGAUCCCAUGGGUGAAGAGCGGCAGAAGAUGACGCUGCAGACGUUCGAGACCAGACAAAGCUUCGACGACUCGCGACUCACGGACUCUGCUCCUACAACGGUGACCCGAGCGAGGAGAAGUGGCACUCUGGGCAAGCAGCACUCUUCAAGAACGGCCUCUGGCCACGACCUUCCCUCCAUCACCGUCCAGGGCGAAGGCGCGGAUUCCAUCAUCUCCGAAGACGACGAAGAGGACGAAAUCUAUAUGAAAGAUGCCUUCCUUGUUUUCCGUGCCAUGUGCAAGCUCUCCACCAAACCUCUGCGCGUCGAAGAUGCGCUGGAUGUGCGGAGUCAGGGGAUGAGAAGUAAGCUCUUGAGCUUGCACAUCAUCCACACGAUCCUCUUCAACCACUCCGUGGUAUUCACGUCUCCUCAAGCUACCAUCAGAAGUCCGGGUUCUCGCGAAGCAACCGGCUUCACCCAAGCAGUCAAGCAGUAUCUUUGCUUAAGUCAAAGCCGGAAUGGUGCUAGUUCCGUGCAGAAAGUAUUCGAGGUCUCCGCCGAGAUCUUUUGGUUGAUGACAAAGUAUCUCCGGCCGCAGCUGAAACGAGAACUGGAGGUCUUCCUGAAAGAAAUCUAUCUGGCUAUCCUGGAUAAACGCGCCGCACCAACUUGGCAGAAGACGUGUGUCGUUCAAAGCCUGUUUGCGCGUGUUAGUGCGGAUCCGAAGGCUUUGGUCGAGAUCUAUCUCAACUACGACUGCGACAAUACAGCGCUCGACAACAUCUAUCAACGCAUCGUGGAGCAUGUCAGUAAAGUGGCGAGCACUCCCGUGCCCGUGAAUGCGAUGCAGCAGCAGGCGUACAUGGAGCAGAACAAGACGCUUUCGUCUGCAGGUGGUGAUUGGAAAGAGAGGGGGACGCUGCCUCCUAGUCUCACUACUGCAAGCAUGGUCGCAGGUGCACCACCCGUCUUUGACAAGGACGAGGGCUUCCCUCCAGAAUACGCCAUGAAGAUGCAGAGCCUGGAAUGUCUUAUCGAAGCGCUCAGGAGUAUGGCGCAAUGGAGCCAACAUAGUACCCCAGACGGCUCACUCAGCCAUGUGGCAGUUGACGCCGACGGUCGACCAUCAGUCGAGGAGAUUCGGGAGAGCAUCGACACGAGGGGUGGCGAAUCCAUUGUCUCUGCGCUAUCUGGGUUGGAGCAGACACCUGGCGUCGAAACACCACCACCCAUGUCCGAUGAUCCGGCGGAGCUCGAGAAAGUCAAGGCGAGAAAGACGGCGUUGAAUAACGCUAUCCGACAGUUCAACUUCAAGCCCAAGAGAGGAAUCAAACAAUUGAUCUCGGACGGGUUCAUUCCAUCCAGUGAUCCGAGCGCGAUCGCAAGCUUCUUGCUGAGUAGUGAGCGGAUCAACAAGAAGUCUUUGGGCGAAUACCUAGGCGAGGGGGAAGAGGACAACAUUAAGAUCAUGCACGCCUUCGUCGACGCGAUGGAUUUUGCACGCACUCGGUUUGUGGAUGCACUCAGGCGCUUUCUGCAGAGUUUCCGACUCCCUGGCGAAGCACAAAAGAUCGAUCGGCUGAUGCUGAAGUUUGCGGAGAGGUACUGCAGCGGGAACCCGAACGCCUUUGCAAACGCCGAUACUGCUUACGUUCUGGGCUAUUCGGUCAUCAUGUUGAACACCGAUCAACAUUCCGCCCAGGUGAAGGUGCGCAUGACGGUGGAAGACUUUAUCAAGAACAACCGUGGGAUCAACGACAAUGCGAAUUUGCCGGAUGAGUAUUUGACGGGCAUCUACGAAGAGAUUCAACGGAACGAGAUUGUCCUGGACACCGAGCGUGAGAAUGAGGCGAAUCUGCGCGGUGCGCUACCUCAGCCAAGUAAUCAGGGAGGCCUUGCCAGCGUCAUUGGUUUCAGGCGCGACGCCGGCCUGCACGCCACCGCACAAGCAAGUGAGGAAAUGUCGAACCGCACGGAGCAAUUGUACAGGAGCAUUCUGCGAACCCAGAAGCGUGGGGGCGUUGUUGCGAAUUCGCGAGGAAGAUUCAUGUCUGCGCUCAAGUCGCAACAUAUCGGGCCGAUGUUCAAUGAAACCUGGAUGAGCUUCUUGACCGCACUAUCGGGAUGCGCACAAGAGACCCAGAACAUCGAGACCAUUCGGCUAUGCAUGGAAGGGCAGAAGCUGGCGAUCAAGAUUGCCUGCCUGUUCGAUCUUGCGGAUCCACGACAAGCUUUUGUCGCGAGUCUGGCGCGCAGCACGAACUUGUACAACUUGAGCGAGAUGAAGGCGAAGAACGUGGAGGCGUUAAAGGUCUUACUGGAUAUUGCGCAUACCGAGGGCAAUCUGCUCAAGGAAAGCUGGCGAGACAUCCUCACGUGUAUCUCGCAGCUCGAUCGGUUCCAGCUGAUCUCCAGUGGCGUGGAAGAGGGCGCCGUUCCGGACGUGAUGCGCACGCAGAGCGGUACACAGCCGAAUGGAGUUUCACGAAAAGGCGCAGCUGCGCCUCGGAGAUCGACCAACAGACCACCCACUGGUGGGAACUACCAAAGUGAGAUUGCCGAAGAAAGUCGAAGUGCAGAUAUGAUACGCGGCGUGGACAAGAUCUUCACCAACACCGCCAACCUAUCGGGAGAGGCGAUUGUGCACUUUGUGCGUGCCCUGACUCAGGUCAGCUGGCAGGAGAUUCAGAGCUCCGGCCAAAGCGACAGCCCGCGGACAUACAGUCUCCAGAAGCUCGUGGAGAUUUCCGCAUACAACAUGCUGCGCGUGCGCUUCGAGUGGAACAACAUCUGGCAGAUUCUUGGGCAACACUUCAUCGAUGUCGGGUGCCACAAUAACACCCACGUCGUCUUUUUCGCGCUCAACAGUCUGCGCCAGCUGAGUAUGCGGUUUAUGGAGCUCGAGGAAUUGCCCGGCUUCAAAUUCCAGAAGGACUUCCUCAAGCCGUUUGAGUUCAUCUUGAGCAACGCCAAUCAAGUCGCGGUCAAGGACAUGGUGCUCCGAUGCUUGAUCCAAAUGAUCCAGGCGAGGGGCGACAUGAUCCGCAGCGGCUGGCGUACAAUGUUUGGCGUCUUCACCGUCGCUGCGAAGGAGCCUUACGAGGCCAUCGUCAACCUGUCCUUUGAGAACGUCACUCAGGUCUACAACGACCGCUUUGGGGUUGUUGUUAGCCAAGGAGCGUUUGCGGAUCUUAUUGUGUGCCUGACGGAGUUCAGCAAGAAUAUGCGAUUUCAAAAGCGAUCUUUGCAGGCCAUUGAGACGCUGCGAUCCAGCGUUCCCAAGAUGCUUCGAACUCCGGAAUGCCCGCUCAGCUGGAAGGCGCCGGGGACAAAGGACAAGCCGCAAGCCGAGAACAUUCCCAAGCAGCCGAGUCGUCAGACCGAAGAAGAGCAGUUCUGGUUCCCGGUUUUGUUUGCGUUCCAUGAUGUCCUCAUGACGGGUGAGGAUCUGGAGGUGCGAAGUCGCGCGCUGAACUACUUGUUUGAAACGUUGACGAGGUAUGGUGGCAAUUUCCCGCGAGACUUUUGGGAUACGCUGUGGCGACAACUCUUGUACCCGAUCUUCAUGGUGCUUAAAGAUCGCAAGGCUCUCAACCAUGAGGCGGCGAAUCAUGAGGAGCUCUCGGUGUGGCUCAGCACUACCCUGAUCCAGGCCCUGCGCAACAUGAUCAGCCUCUUCACGCACUUCUUCGAAAGUCUGGAGUACAUGCUGGAUCGCUUCCUCGAUCUCUUGGCCCUGUGUAUCUGUCAGGAGAAUGACACUCUGGCACGGAUCGGCAGCAAUUGCUUGCAACAGCUGAUCUUGCAAAAUGUGACCAAGUUCCAACCUCUGCACUGGGAGCAGAUUGUGGGGUCAUUCGUGGAUCUCUUUGCCAGGACAGAGGCUCGAGAGCUCUUCUCAGCCGCCACGUCGAGCUCGUACGAGAAGCGAGAAGGGUCAUUCAGCAAUGGCAUCGUGGCCGAAGGCGCAAAAUCACCGUCCGAAGACGUCACGCCGCUGUUCGCAAACCACGCAUUACAAGCAAACGGCACUCCAACCGGCAAAGAAGAACACACUUCCCCCGCCCUCCGAACAGAAGACGCCCUCUCCCUCUCCACCGAUGCCGAACGCGCCCUCUCCCCAGCCCCCAGCAAACCCCACCCCUCCGAACUCGAAGACUUCAACUCGACCAGCAGCAAGCCCGCGGCGCCCAUCGUCGUCACCGCCGCGCGCCGCCGCUACUUCAACCAAAUCAUCACCAAAUGCGUGCUGCAGCUCCUCAUGAUCGAGACGGUGUCGGAGCUGUUCAACAACGACGCCGUCUACGACCGCAUCCCCUCCCAUCUCCUCCUCCGCUUGAUGUCGCUGCUCAAGAAAUCCUACCACUUCGCCAAGCGCUUCAACGAGGACCGCGACCUGCGCACCCGCCUCUUCUGCGAGGGCUUCAUGAAGCAGCCGCCCAACCUGCUCAAGCAGGAGUCCGGCUCCGCGUCGGUGUACGUCCUCAUUCUGCUGCGCAUGUACAGCGACGGGAGCGACGAGCGCGCCGCUUCCCGGCCUGAGACGGAGGCGGCGCUCAUCCCGCUUUGCAACGACAUCGUGCUCUCCUACCUGAGUCUCGACGAGGAGACGCAGCAGCGCAACAUCGUCACCUGGCGCCCCGUCGUGGUGGACGUGCUGGAAGGCUUGAAUGCGUUUCCCGAAGCGGAUUUUGGCCGCUUGGUCGAGACGUUUGCGCCGCUCGCUGUCGGGCUUAUGAGUCGCGAGAUGGGGCCGGAGUUGCAGCGCGCGGUGCAGGGGUUUUGGUUGAAGGUUUGUGAGGUGCGCUUGGGGAUUGAGAGGGGGUUGAUGGAGGUGGGCAUGCCGGCGCUCGGGAGUCCGAGUUCGCCUACUUUGAGGGGAGGAGGGGGGUUUGGGAUGCAGAGGAGGAUGAGUAGGCAGAGGUAG
Molecule: messenger RNA, 5793 nt
Organism: Neohortaea acidophila
Lineage: Eukaryota; Fungi; Ascomycota; Dothideomycetes; Mycosphaerellales; Teratosphaeriaceae
Exons: 1
Coding region: 1-5793 (1930 amino acids)
Biological process (GO): regulation of ARF protein signal transduction
Molecular function (GO): guanyl-nucleotide exchange factor activity
Source: RefSeq, a predicted model, not a curated record